CCUGGCUACUUUGUGCAACUAGAAAAUCCCGACGGUCUGUUUUUGAAGAAAAGAACGAGGAUGCAUCGGUGGCUUUGCUGUUCGUGUCAGGUCGAGGAGAAUUACCAAUCGCGUGAAAACGAGCAUUUGAAGUGUAAUUCAGAUGGACAUCAAAAGAACUCAAAGGUGGUUUCUCCUAUCAAACCUGAAGAGCGAAAAUCGUCGUCACUUAUUGAAGUGCCUGCAUUAUCAUUAGAAGAACUGAAAGAAAAGACAGACAAUUUCAGAUCAAAUGCUUUAAUUGGGGAGGGUUCCUACGGAAGAGUUUAUUAUGCAAACUUGAAUGAUGGAAAAACUGUGGCUGUUAAAAAGCUUGAUGUUUCCACUGAGCCCAAUACUCUUUUGUCUUAGAUUUGUUUAUAUUCUGAUAUGUAAUUUGGGGUCUUUUACAAGAUGCUGAAGAGUGUUGGACACAACUUUUAUACACCCUUUCUCAGUCUCUUCGAUCAGCUGGUUCUAGGUAGGUUUCUUGUUCUUUGUCAUUUAGAUAUACUGAGUUAUACUUACUGGCAAAAUUUGGGCAAGUCCAUGGUGCCUUUAACAACUGAAACAACUGAAACAGUUUGAAGCUGUUGCUUUUGGUUUAUCAAACUUUUUCUUCAAAAUUAGGGAUCUCUUAUUUGGAGCAGUGUUACCCUGCAUAGUUCUUUUGCCACUGCAAUGCUUCUCUAGCAUAUAUCUUUCUAAUUUAGCAGCAAACAUCUCUUUUAGAAAAAAAAUUCUAAUCUCUCGCUGUCUUUUUUUUUUCUUUCUAUAGUGAAAAUGUAGAUACUGUAAAGGACCUUAUUGGUAUUGACCUUGCAAGCAGGUAGAUAUCUACAGAUUUGAUAGUCAUUUUUUUUUCUUUUUAAUAUGAUGACAUUACCUAGUUAGACAAUUUAUAUAUGCUGAUGCCAGUUUCUAUAACUGUUGAAGAAUUGUUGCUGCUAUUCAAAUUUUCAAAUACCACUAGUGCCGUUCAUGUAAGAAAUACAUGUAAAAGUAUAUCAUCUUUAUACCGAGGGAAAAGAUAAAGAAUUUCAAAUUUCAACUAGUCUAAACAAGCAAAACCAGAACAUCCUUCUACUUAUGCCUACAUCGAUAUAGUUUAUGCAGUUUUUAAGUUCAAAUAUGUAUUCCUUUUUGUCCUAGCCACUGUUCCAUGCAGUUUUCGUUACAAAUUAAUGAUUCAUCCUUCUGUAGCUUCAUUGGCUUCCAAAUGAAGAAUACUAUUUCUAAUCGUUAACGCAUUUAUUGUUAACAUGAGUUAAUAAUAUUUCUGUAUUUUGGGUGUUUGGUUGAUGAGAAAAUAUAAGAAAAUUUGGUAAAAGAUUUU
Molecule: messenger RNA, 1354 nt
Organism: Gossypium raimondii (Peruvian cotton)
Lineage: Eukaryota; Viridiplantae; Streptophyta; Magnoliopsida; Malvales; Malvaceae
Product: PTI1-like tyrosine-protein kinase 3
Exons: 2
Coding region: 61-390 (109 amino acids)
Biological process (GO): protein phosphorylation
Molecular function (GO): protein kinase activity; ATP binding
Source: RefSeq, a predicted model, not a curated record